AUUAUUGACUGUCGAUUAGGGAAAGUCUUUAGGAUUUUUAAUUCAAGUGAAGUGAGUGUUGAAGUGCUUCACAACUUUGACGAUGGCUUGUCAUCAAUGGUAGACAAUUGCGAUCACAAAACACAUGACAAGUCAAGUCAUCAGAUCAUUGACCACAGUUUGUCCGUAUAUAUGACUCCAAGAUGACGAACAAUUCGUCGGCAAAUCUCAUCGACUUCGAUGAUCAUCACUUUGACAGUACAAGUGACGACUGGACUGACGUAAACAGUGCGGUCGCGACCAACUCGGACCAGAACUUGGGUCAAAACUUUAAGGCCAACAAUGUCGGUAAAAGUAGUUUUUACGGAACUCAAUUGGAUUCGCCGAUUAACGAUAAUAUUGUGGACAUUUCGCGACACGAGAUCGCAACGGGUGCCACACCUUUGGCCGCACGGGAGAGUGUUAUACGGGCACAGAUGGUUAUGCGUGAGGACAAGUACACCCAUUUGGAGAAUUACCGACUAUUUGUGGGCACUUGGAAUGUGAACGGACAGAAUGCCACACAAUCACUGCAUGACUGGUUGGCCAGAGAUCCCAAUCCUCCCGAUAUUUAUGCUCUCGGUUUUCAAGAAUUAGACUUAUCGACGGAAGCCUUUGUGUUCAAUGAGUCGCCGAAACAAGAGAUGUGGUUUAAGGCGUGUAGAGAAGCACUUCAUCCGAAAGCCACGUAUGAGUUGGUCCGACUCGUCAGACUCGUCGGUAUGAUGUUAGUUGUGUUCAUUAAAGCAGAAUUAAAACAGUUUGUGUCGCACGUGACCGCCGAGAUGGUGGGCACUGGACUUAUGGGCCGAAUGGGAAAUAAAGGCGGUGUUGCCAUUAGGUUUGACUUUCACAGUACGUCAAUCUGUUUGGUGAACAGUCAUCUGGCGGCACACGUCGAGGAAUAUGAGCGCCGAAACCAAGACUACAAUGAGAUUUGUUCGCGACUUAUCUUCAAUUACUUUAAACCUCCGAAAUAUAUUAAAGAUCACGAUCACAUUUAUUGGUUUGGAGACUUAAACUAUCGGCUAAUGGACUUAAGCACCGAACAGGUUAAGAAUUAUCUUAACAUUAAGGCCUAUCAGGUACUCCUAGAGCACGACCAGCUCAAGGUUCAGAUCAAUUGCAAGAAUGUGUUUGUCGGCUACACUGAAGGCGAUAUUACAUAUUUGCCGACCUAUAAGUACGAUCCGGGAACUGAUAAUUGGGAUUCAAGUGAAAAGAGUCGACCGCCCGCCUGGUGUGAUCGUGUCUUGUGGCGAUCCAAAGAGCCGACCAAACAACUGGCUUAUAGAAGUCAUCCAACUUUGUUGAUCAGUGACCACAAGCCUGUGAGCGGUUUGUUUGAUGUCUCCAUUAAAGUGAUUGACAACAAAAAAUAUCGUAAAAUAUAUGAAGAAGUGAUGAAAAAAUUGGAUCAAUUGGAAAACGAAUUUCUACCUCAAGUAACGGUCGACAAAAUGGAAGUUAAUUUUGAUUUUGUCACUUUCGGUGAACGACAGAGUAACCUAUUGACAGUGGCCAACACGGGUCAAGUGCCUCUUACGUUUGAGUUCAUUAAGAAACCAAAUGAUGUCUCCUAUUGUAAACCGUGGCUACAGAUAAAACCAUAUACUUCUAAGUUAAUGCCCGGCGACUCACUGGACGUUGAAUUGGAAGCGUUUGUCGAUAAGACAACUGCCUAUAGACUUAAUAGCGGUGCCGACGAAUUAUCAGACAUAAUAGUGUUACAUCUGGAUGGUGGUAAAGAUCUUUUUAUAACAAUCACCGGUACUUAUCAACGAAGCUGUUAUGGUUGUUCAAUCGAUACAUUGGUUAGACUUAAACAACCACUUAAACAAGUGUCUAAAGAUGUUGUCAAACAACUGGAGCUCAAACAACACGACAAAUGGCCAGCAAUUUGGGACAUACCUAAAGAACUUUGGAUUAUUGUCGAUCAACUAUACAAAUACGGAAUGUUAACAAAAGAGUUGUUUCAACAAUCAGGUCUAAUAACAGAGUUUUGUCAGGUGAGGAAGUGGCUGGAUAUGGGAUAUGUCGACAAAUUCAAUGUAAGCAUCUAUUCAGUAGCUGAAGCUUUAAUUAUAUUUUUGGAAUCGUUAUCCGAACCGGUCGUACCCUAUAAUUAUUAUGCACGCGCUCUGGAAGGAAGUUCCAACUUUAUACUAUGCAAACAAGUGGUUCAGGAAAUGCCAGAACAUCACAGAAAUGUAUUUUACUAUUUAAUUGCUUUUCUAAGGGAAUUGUUAAGGCAUUCAAACACUAAUAAACUCGACUCUAAAUUAUUAGCAUCGAUAUUUGGUUCAGUAUUAUUGAGAAGUCCUAUCAACGAAGGUAUGGGUGUUGAGAGAAAUAUUCUGAGAGCUUCACAACAAAGUCUAUUUAGAAGCUCUUCGGAUACUUCCAGUAGUUCUUCAUUUCAAUCUCACGUGCAGUCAAUAGAUCGCAAAAAGGAUGCCUUUGUUUUUCAUUUCUUAGUCAAUGAUUUUGAUAUUUAAAACAAAAUUCAAUGCAAAUUCUUACCGGUUUUCUGUAUUAUUAUUAUGUACUGUAUAUGUGUGUAUAUACUGUAGAAAUUAAUGCUUUUUAUUAUCACAAAUAUGAAUAUAUUUUAUAUAUGUAUUGCAAACU
Oppia nitens is the source of this 2649-nucleotide messenger RNA. It is a transcript of the gene Ocrl, whose product is annotated as type II inositol 1,4,5-trisphosphate 5-phosphatase-like. The record is from RefSeq and is a predicted model, not a curated record. Gene Ontology annotation, cellular component: membrane. Bases 183 to 2516 code for a protein of 777 amino acids. Lineage: Eukaryota; Metazoa; Arthropoda; Arachnida; Sarcoptiformes; Oppiidae. Gene Ontology annotation, biological process: signal transduction; phosphatidylinositol dephosphorylation. The transcript has 5 exons. Gene Ontology annotation, molecular function: phosphatidylinositol-4,5-bisphosphate 5-phosphatase activity; inositol phosphate phosphatase activity.